Messenger RNA from Quercus robur (English oak), 3013 nucleotides. RefSeq lists its product as uncharacterized. The record is from RefSeq and is a predicted model, not a curated record. NCBI's taxonomy places the organism in Eukaryota, Viridiplantae, Streptophyta, Magnoliopsida, Fagales, Fagaceae. The transcript has 12 exons. Gene Ontology annotation, cellular component: nucleus. Gene Ontology annotation, molecular function: mRNA binding. The coding region runs from base 286 to 2682 and encodes 798 amino acids.
CUCUUUUUAUAUCUCUCUCUCUGUGCUAGGGUUUCAUAUUCGCUCUUCAAUUCUAGGUUUUUUAGAUUCAAACUCUCUCUCUCUCUCUCAAAAUUGGUUUCAAUUCUUUGCUUCAGUGAUUUUCUAGGGUUUCGAUUCUUUGUUCAAUUUUUCUCAAUUCGUUGAGUUUUAUUCGAGCUAAAUUAAAAUUAGGGUUCUUUUUUUUUUUUUUUAAGUUUUUGUUCAAUUUUUCAAUUUUCCCAAUCUUUUUUGUGUGAAAGUUUGAGUCUUUUUGCUGGUGAAACAAUGCCUCCACGGACUGUGAAGAGGGGUGCGGGAUCGGCGGGGCCGAAGAGGACGACGAGGGGCACAAGAGGAGCCCAGAAGGCUCAGGAUCCGCCACCGGAAGAGGUGGCUGUUGUUGUUGCGGCGGCGGCGGCAGUUAUCGAGGCGGAAGAGGCUGUGAAGGUUGAGGAGGAGGUUCCGGCUCCGGUGGUUGAGGAGGAAGUUAAGGUCGAGGAGAAGCCUGUUGUGGUGGUGGAGCCUGAACCUGAGGCGAAACCUGUUUCUAAUGGAUCGGGUCCUGUGAAAAAAGAAGAUGAGGUGAGGGAAUCUGUAGACGAAUAUGAAAAAGAUGAACGGUUAGAACUAGAUGAUAAUGACCCUGAAUAUGAACCUGAAGAAGAUGGUGGGGUUGACUAUGAUGAGAAGGAAACAGAGCAAGAGGAUGAGAAGGAGGUGGUAGAGGAAGGAGAGGAAGAAGCUGAGGAAAAUGUUGGUGAAGAAGAAGAGGGUGAUAUGGUUGAGGAGGAAAUGGAAGAUGUUCAUGAAGAACUUGAGGGUGAAGAGGAUGAUGAGCGUGCUGGCGUUGAGCAGGAUCAUGCAGAUCUGGUUGAUGCGGAGGAAGAGGAGCACAAUGAAGUUGUGAAAGAGAGGCGCAAGCGUAAGGAGUUCGAAGUUUUUGUUGGUGGUUUGGACAAGGAUGCAUCCGAGGAUGAUCUUAGGAAAGUUUUCGGCACAGUUGGUGAGGUUACUGAAGUUAGACUGAUGAUGAAUCCUCAGACUAAGAAGAACAAGGGCUUUGCAUUCUUGCGUUAUGCAUCUGUGGAACAAGCAAAACGGGCUGUUGUUGAGCUCAAACACCCAGUGAUUAAUGGGAAACAAUGUGGUGUUACUCCAAGUCAAGACAGCGACACCCUUUUUCUGGGUAACAUAUGCAAGACCUGGACAAAGGAAGCCUUAAAAGAGAAGUUGAAACAUUAUUCAGUGGAGAAUGUUGAGGAUUUGACAUUGGUAGAAGAUAGUAACAAUGAGGGAAUGAAUCGGGGUUUCGCUUUUUUGGAAUUUUCAUCUCGCUCAGAAGCCAUGGAUGCCUUUAAGCGUCUACAGAAGAGAGAUGUUGUGUUUGGAGUUGAUAGGCCUGCAAAAGUAUCUUUUGCAGAUUCCUUCAUUGACCCUGGUGAUGAAAUUAUGGCACAGGUUAAAACUGUAUUUGUGGAUGGUCUGCCUGCUUCAUGGGAUGAGGACCGUGUCCGAGUGCUUCUUAAGAAAUAUGGGGAGGUUGAAAAGAUUGAGCUUGCCCGGAAUAUGCCUUCUGCCAAGAGAAGAGAUUUUGGUUUUGUUACAUUUGACACUCAUGAUGCUGCAGUGACAUGUGCGAAAAGCAUUAACAAUGCUGAAUUGGGUGAAGGAGACAACAAGGCCAAAGUAAGGGCCAGAUUGUCAAGACCACUUCAGAGAGGUAAAGGAAAACAUGUUAGUCGUGGAGAUUUCCGAUCUGGGCGUGGGUCUGGACGAAUUGUCAGGAGUUCAUGGGGUCGUCCAGCGCCACGUAGUCUCCCUAUUCGUGGAGGAAGAGGAAUUGGAACUCGCAUCCCACCAGUCAGUAUGAAGAGACCUGGUGGAUUGAGAGAUAGAAGGCCUGUUGUGUCCAUGCCAACAAGAGGCAGGCCCUUGCCUCCUCCAGCUAGGUCCUAUGAGAGGAGAGCACCUGUUCCUUCAUACCCGAAGAGUAGCUUGAAAAGGGAUUAUGGUCGGCGUGAUGACCUUCCUCCUCCAAGGAGUAGAGCUCCCGCAGAUUAUGGCCCUAGGGCUGUCCCUGAGAGACGGCAAUCAUACAGAGAUGACUACUCUUCCCGUGGUCCUGGUUACUCUGAUCUUCCUAGGAGUACAUCUCGUCCAGCAGCAAGAAGAGCUUAUGUGGAUGAUGGCUAUGGCCAAAGGUUUGAAAGACCUCCCCCUCCUCCUCCAACUUAUCGUGAAGGACGCCCUCGUGAUUAUGACUCCAUUUCUGGGUCAAAACGUCCAUAUGCUGCACUGGAUGAUGUUCCCCCGCGUUAUGCUGAUUCGGGAGUCCGCCAAUCUAGGGCUCGUUUAGACUAUGAAUAUGGUGGUAGUGCUUCUCAAUAUGGGGAUGCUUAUGGUGACAGAGUUGGGAGAUCUAAUCUAGGAUAUAGCAGUGGCAGAAGUUCCAUCUCCAGUCAGGAUUCACAUGGAAUUUAUAGCAGUCGUCAAGGCAUGAGUUACGGAGGAGGUUCUUUCAGUGGUAGUGAUGUUGGCGGAAUGUACUCAUCAAGCUAUGGUGGUGAUUACAUGUCCCGUGGAAGUGAUGUUGGCGGUAGCUCUUACUCAUCAAUGUAUUCUGGUCGUGGCAUGGGUGGCAGCAGUUACAUGGGAUCUGGUGGCUCUGGAUCAUAUUACUGAUUCUCGUCACAAGUGAAUUUGUCUAUGGAACAGAUCUGACAUGACAAAGAUGCUGCAGUAGGAUGUGAACUAAAUGAAGCUUAGGCAUUAUGUGCCUACUGUCGAGUGAAUGUUGCUAAGCCUAAUAGCCCUCCAUAUGUUGUGGGAAUUUUUACGGAACAAAGGGGCUGUUGGUUAAAGCCAUCUUAGAAAUCGACCAAUGUGUAGUUUUUCAGUUGGAUUUAAUACUGUAAGGAAAACUAAGUUUUUCAGAAGUUGAAUACAAGAAGUUCUUAGCAUGUGAUGUGUAUUACAUAUUUUAUUUUCUAUAUAAGACUCCACUUGAUGGACA